CUCUACCUUGGUUUGGUUGGAUUUUGAAAAGUUCAACAUGAACUCUCGUUGUGCAGCUUGUAUCCACUUUAGGAGAAGAUGCAGUCCAGGUUGCAUUUUUGCACCUCAUUUUCCUUCUACCGAACCAGACAAAUUUGAAGUGUUGCACAGACAUUUUGGUGCCAGAAAUGUAGCAAAAUUCCUUAAGAAAGUUGAAGAUAAUGAUGAACGAGCUCAAGCAAUAGAGUCAAUGUAUUUUGAGGCUCUAACCAGGCGUGAGGAUCCAGUUCAUGGGUGUUCUGGGCUCAUAGCUCAACUAGAACAGCAAAUAAGUGAGACAGAAGCUCAGAUUGCAAGGACCCAUGAAGCCAUCGCAUUCUAUGCCCACCAAGCAGAUCAAGGGAAGCAACCACAGCAGUCUAAAGCCUCUAACUCCAAAAGUCACAAAUCUGAGGAACCAAAAGCCUUUAGCUCCAAAAGUCACCAAUCUCAGCAGUCUAAAGCCUCUAGCUCCAAAAGUCCAUGAACACCUCCCAUGGUGAUCAUCAAAGAGUCUUCUGUGUUUGAAUCCGAACUCAUCAGUUUAAGUAGCUUAGUGUCCUUGGUCUGGUGUUGCUUUAGUAUAAUAAAUUAAGUUGACCAUUGUGUCAGCAGCAACCAUGUUCAAUAUUAAUUCUCUAUUCCGCAAA
Molecule: messenger RNA, 668 nt
Organism: Macadamia integrifolia
Lineage: Eukaryota; Viridiplantae; Streptophyta; Magnoliopsida; Proteales; Proteaceae
Product: LOB domain-containing protein 24-like
Exons: 2
Coding region: 38-505 (155 amino acids)
Source: RefSeq, a predicted model, not a curated record